GGGCUGGUUCUUCUCGCAUCCAGAGUUCUGAUUCGGAAGCAGGCCGCCAUUUUUUUUUUUUAGGCCAGCCCGCUUUGGCCGGUGUGCAACCACUGUUUUUGCACUCUUUCCGUCUUAGCCUUGGGACGCUCAUAGGCGCUAGGAAAGCAAAACGCGAAAGAUUGAUUCGCGUCGUUCCAUGUCGGCGAGUAUGAACUGGACGGCAGGCCGAUGCGUGCCGGCGUUGAGAGUCGCGGCCGUGCGUCUGCACCAAUCGAUGGUCCCCGCCAAGGCGAUUCGCCUCGGGUGUCCCGUGGCGACUGCAAGCAUCGCGGGAUGCACGCGGAAUCAAAUCGGCGGUUCUCGACGAUCGCUUCAUGGCUCUGGGCACCGCGUUCUGCGGAGACAUCUGGAGCACUCAUCGACCGUUCUUGCACACGUGACGCCCGCUGAUAGGCGGCCAGCGUUUAGGGGUAGCAAUGUGCGAUGCUUGGCUUCAAGCUCAGCUGGCGACGGUGGAGCGACAGCUGGAGCUGAGUCAGCAGUUGCUGACGUGGCAGCCGCGUCGUCAGCUGAAGCAGUAGCUGACGUGGAACAGACGAGUGGACAGAAAGCCGGCAGCGUGGCUUCUGGGAGCGGGAAUGGCGGGAAUGCGGAGGCGGGGAGGCGCAGGGAGCGGCGGAUGGUGAAGGAGUUUAAGAAGCGGCUGAGGAUCGCGGAUAUUAAGAGCGGGCCGGACGAAGGGCUGGGCCAGGUUGGGCGCCACGUGGAGCUCCGUGGUUGGGUGCGGACUGUGCGCUCCCAAAAGGCCUUUUCUUUCAUUGAGCUCAACGAUGGCUCCUCUCUCUCAGGCAUUCAGGUGGUCGCCACACCUGAGAUCGAAGGCUACCAGGAGGUGGAGGGUGGCGGCAUCACCACAGGCGCAGCAGUGUCAGUGGAAGGGGAGGUGGUGGAGAGCCAGGGCAAGGGGCAGAAGAUCGAGAUCAAGGCGCAAAAGCUCACUCUUGUGGGCGGCAGCGAUGGCAGCACGUACCCACUGCAGAAGAAGCGCCAUUCCUUGGAGUAUCUUCGCACCAUAGCGCACCUCAGGCCCCGCACCAACACCAUCGGCGCCGUGUCUCGGGUGCGCAGCGCACUAGCGCAGGCGUCCCACCGCUUCUUCCAGUCGCACGGCUUCGUGUGGGUGGCGUCACCCAUCGUCACUGCGUCCGACUGUGAGGGAGCCGGGGACCAGUUCAGAGUGACCACGCUGCUCCCAGGAUCUCCAGACGCCUCCACGCCAGUGAAAGCCAUUCCCACCACUAAGGACGGAUCUGUGGACUGGUCCCAGGAUUUCUUCAAGCGCCCAGCGUACCUCACAGUGUCGGGUCAGCUCAACGCGGAGAUCUACGCUUGUGCUCUGCACGACGUGUACACAUUCGGUCCCACGUUCCGCGCUGAGAACUCCAACACCUCUCGGCACCUCGCAGAAUUCUGGAUGAUAGAGCCUGAGCUGGCAUUUGCUGACCUGGCAGAUGACAUGGCAUGUGCCACGGCAUACCUCAAGUACAUUCUCCGGGAAGCCAUGGGCGAAUGCGAGGAGGACUUCAGAUUCUUUGACAAGUUUGUGGAGCCGGGGAUCAUCCAACGGCUCACAUCGGUGGUGGAGAGUGAGUUCGAGCACGUGCCCUACACCGACGCCAUCAGCAUACUGAAGAAAGCCAAGACCAAGUUCGACUAUCCGGUGGAGUGGGGCAUCGACCUGCAGAGCGAGCACGAGAGGUAUCUCACAGAGAAGGCAUUCAAGAACCGACCAAUCAUUGUCACCGACUACCCCAAGGACAUUAAGGCGUUUUACAUGCGGCUCAAUGACGAUGGCAAGACCGUUGCUGCCAUGGAUGUGCUUGUGCCCAGGGUGGGGGAGCUGAUAGGUGGCAGUCAGAGGGAGGAGAGGCUGGAGGUCCUGGAAGGGCGGAUGAGGGACGUGGGGCUGGACCCCCAGGCCUACUGGUGGUACCUCGACCUCCGGAGAUACGGCUCAGUUCCGCAUGCGGGGUUCGGCCUGGGCUUUGAGCGCCUGGUGCAGUUUGCAACGGGCGUUGAGAACAUUCGCGACGCCAUCCCCUUCCCCCGUGUGCCUGGAUCGGCUGACUUCUGAGUAUCUGACAACAGGCUAAGGAUGGGAGUACCAAUUACACUAACUAGCAGCUGCUUUGGCUUGGAAGAAUUUUGGCCGUCGACUCGUGGACCCAUUUGUAGUCUGAACACUUCCAUCUUAGUCGAGAGUUGGUGAAUUACAUUUACCUCAUGUUGUGUCCAUGAUGCGAUGGGAGCGAUGUGAGAUGUGAAUAUGGUAGAGUUGAAAAACAUGGAGAAUUGUAGCUGUUUUGAACACUUCAUCCAUGCGAUUGAGAGCUGAUUGUCGC
Closterium sp. NIES-67 is the source of this 2384-nucleotide messenger RNA. The record is from the annotation of a GenBank genome assembly. Lineage: Eukaryota; Viridiplantae; Streptophyta; Zygnematophyceae; Desmidiales; Closteriaceae.